AUGACACGUGUCAAAGUGUUCUUCGACAUCACUAUCGGAGGAAAGAAAGGAGGAAGAAUCGUCAUGGAGUUAUACAAUGACGUGGUGCCGAAAACCGCCGAAAACUUCCGUGCUCUGUGCACUGGAGAGAAAGGAACUGGGAAAUCGGGGAAGAAAUUACAUUUCAAAGGAUCCAAAUUUCAUCGAGUCAUUCCUGAAUUCAUGAUUCAAGGAGGUGAUUUCACUGCUGGAAACGGAACAGGCGGAGAAUCGAUUUACGGAGAGAAAUUCGAUGAUGAGAACUUCAAAGAGAAACACACUGGACCUGGAGUUUUGUCAAUGGCCAACUGUGGUGAGAACACAAAUGGCUCGCAAUUCUUUUUGUGUACUGUCAAAACUCCAUGGCUGGACGGCAAACAUGUCGUGUUCGGAAAAGUGAUCAAGGGGAUGGAAGUUGUGAAAUUGGUCGAAUCGAAAGGAUCUGAUGAUGGUACUCCAUCAGCUGCCUGUGUGAUUGCUGAUUGUGGAGAACUCAAGUAA
Messenger RNA from Caenorhabditis remanei, 519 nucleotides. RefSeq lists its product as uncharacterized. The transcript is spliced from 3 exons. Gene Ontology annotation, molecular function: peptidyl-prolyl cis-trans isomerase activity. Gene Ontology annotation, cellular component: intracellular membrane-bounded organelle. The coding region runs from base 1 to 519 and encodes 172 amino acids. Gene Ontology annotation, biological process: protein folding; protein peptidyl-prolyl isomerization. The record is from RefSeq and is a predicted model, not a curated record. Lineage: Eukaryota; Metazoa; Nematoda; Chromadorea; Rhabditida; Rhabditidae.